AUGAAUUUUUUUGUUUUUGUUUUAAGUUAUGUUCUUCGACGUAUUCUUCGUCGUGCAAUACGUUAUUCAUCAGAAAAAUUACAAGCUAAACCUGGUUUUCUUGCAUCACUUGUUGAUGUUGUUGUUGAAAAUCUUGGUUCAUUCUUUCCAGAAUUACAUAAAGAUCCACAAUUAGUUAAAGAUGUUAUUAAUGAUGAAGAACAACAAUUUUUACGUACAUUAACACGUGGUCAACGUUUACUUAAUAAAACAAUAACAUCAUUAGGAAAUACAACAACACUUCCUGGUGAUAUUGUUUGGCGUUUGUAUGAUACAUAUGGUUUUCCAGCUGAUUUAACACAAUUAAUGUGUGAAGAACGUGGUUUAACAUUUGAUAUGAAUUUAUUUGAAGAAGCUCGACAAAAAUCUUUAAUUGCUUCACAACAAACAAGUGGUGAACAAGCUCAAGUUCAAUGUACACUUGAUGUACAUGCUAUUGAUGAACUUAAACAAUCAAAAGGUUUAAAACCAACUGAUGAUUUACCAAAAUAUGAUUAUACAUCUGAUGAACAAGGGAAAUAUGUUUUCCCAUCAAUUCAAGCAACUAUUUUAGCAAUUCGUAGCGGUCAAAAAUUUGUUGAUUCAAUUAAUUCAGGAGAAGAAUGUGGUCUUGUACUUGAUCGAACAUGUUUCUAUGCUGAAGCUGGUGGACAAACAUAUGAUGAAGGUUAUAUUGUUAAAGAAGAUGAUGAACAUGUUGAAUUUCAAGUUCGUAAUGUUCAAGUACGUGGUGGUUAUAUUCUUCAUGUUGGUGUAGUUGAAGGUAAAUUAUGUGUUAAUGAUAAAGUACGUUUAACAAUUGAUGAUUUUCGUCGACAUUUAAUUAUGAAAAAUCAUACGGGUACACAUAUACUUAACUAUGGUUUACGUUCUGUACUUGGUGAUACUGUUGAUCAACGUGGUUCAUUAGUUGCACCAGAUCGUUUACGUUUUGAUUUUAGUUCUAAAGGAGCUAUGACAACUGAUGAACUUAAACAAACAGAAAUUAUUUGUAAUAAAAUAAUUGAACAAUCAUUACAUGUUUAUGCUAAAGAUGCAUCAUUAGAAGAAGCUAAACGAAUUGAUGGUUUACGUGCUGUUUUUGAUGAAACAUAUCCAGAUCCAGUACGAAUUGUUUCUAUUGGUGUAUCAAUUGAUGAUUUACUUAAUAAACCACCUAAAGCUACGGGACGUGAAUAUUCAGUUGAAUUUUGUGGUGGUACUCAUUUAAAAACAAGUAGACAUGUUGAUCAACUUGUUAUUGUUACUGAAGAAGCUAUUGCUAAAGGUAUUCGACGUAUUGUUGCCGUUACUGGUUCGGAAGCAGAAAAAUGUACGAAAAAAGCUGAUCAAUUAGAUGAUCGUCUUCAAGAUUUAUCACGUCGUGUACGUGAUUCAUCAUCAUUAAAUGCAACAUCAACAUCAUCACGUUCAUUAUUUAAUAAAGAAAUUUUUCAAUUUAAUGAAAAUAUAUCACAAGCUAAUAUAUCACAAUGGCGUCGUGAAUCUCAACGUAAUCAAUUAAAAGAAUUAAAAACAAUAUUAAUUGAAUUAGAUAAAGCUGAUAUGAAAAAUCAAAUAAAUAAAGCUGUUGAACAAUGUCGAGGUAUUUUAACUAAAUAUCCUGAUCGUAAAUGUUUAAUUGCAAAUUUUGAAAUGGGUAAUGAUACAAAAACUUUAAGUACAAUUAUUAAUCAAAUACGUACACAAUCAACAGAAGUUGCUAUUAUGUUAUUCAGUGUUGAUCAUACAACAGAUAAAUUUGUUUGUCUUGCAAGUGUAUCUGAUGCUCAAGUUAAAGAAAAACAAUUAAAAGCUAAUGAAUGGGUACAAAAAGUAAUUGGAGAAUCAAAUGGACGUGGUGGUGGUAAAGAUACUCAAGCUCAAGCAACAAAUUGUGAUGUUACACAAUUAGAUCAUUGUGUUCAAUUAGCAGAAGAAUUUGCACUUAUUAAACUCAAUUCGAAUCGUAGAUCUUUUGAUGUUGUUUUUUUAAUAAAAUCAUUCACUAAGUCAUCUUGUCUCUUCAAUAAAGCAACAGCAUCAUAUCGAUAUCAACGUGAAUUUACAAAACGUGAAGGUAAUCUACAUAAACAACUAAUUCAACGAUACAUGGCUACUCCAAUGAACAAUGAAGAUAUUGAAAAAAUUCUUGAACCAUUUCGAACAGCAGUUAAAGUUCAAGGUGAUCUUGUUAAACAAAUGAAAGAUAAUAAUGUUAAUAAGGAUGACGCUGAUUUUAAACAAGCUUUAAAUGAACUUAAAAUACGAAAAAAAACACUCGAAGAUCAGAUUACAAAAGCUAUGCCAAAAGAAGAAAGUAUUGAUCGAUUAAAAAUGGACGAUUUACUUAAACGAAGAUUUUUUUAUGAUCAAUCAUUUUCAAUCUAUGGUGGUGUUAAUGGUCUCUAUGAUUAUGGUCCAAUGGGUUGUGCAAUAAAAGCUAAUAUGUUAGCAGAAUGGCGUCGACAUUUUAUUCUUGAAGAACAAAUGCUCGAAGUCGAUUGUUCUAUGUUAACACCAGAAAUUGUUCUCAAAGCAUCAGGUCAUGUUGAUCGAUUUGCUGAUUUUAUGGUUAAAGAUGUUAAAACAGGUGAAUGUUUUCGAGCCGAUCAUUUGAUUGAAGCUCAUCUUGAAAAAUUACUCAAAGCAAAAGAUAUAACAAGUGAAAAGAAAACUGAAAUCGAACGUUUAUUACCACAGAUUGAUAAUAUGAAAGGACCAGAUAUGCAAAGAGUAAUUGAACAAUAUAAAAUGAAAUCACCUAUAACAAAUAAUGAUCUAUCAGAACCUGUUUCUUUUAAUUUAAUGUUUGCUACAUCAAUUGGUCCAACUGGUCAAUUAAAAGGUUUUCUUCGACCAGAAACAGCUCAAGGCAUGUUUGUUAAUUUUAAACGCUUAUUAGAAUUUAAUCAAGGUCGUUUACCAUUCGCUGCUGCUCAAAUUGGUAAUUCAUUUCGAAAUGAAAUUUCACCACGUUCAGGUUUAAUUCGUGUUCGUGAAUUUACUAUGGCUGAAAUUGAACAUUUUGUUGAUCCAACUGAUAAGAGUCAUCCAAAAUUUGAAACUGUUGCUAAUCUUCAAAUUCAAUUAUAUUCAGCAACAAAUCAAAUGAGUGGUGAAUCACCACAAUUAGUACGUUUAGGUGAUGCUGUUAGUACAAAAUUAAUUAAUAAUGAAACUCUUGGCUAUUUUAUUGGUCGUAUUUAUUUAUUUAUGACUAGAGUUGGUAUUGAUAAAAAUCGAUUACGUUUUCGUCAACAUAUGAGUAAUGAAAUGGCUCAUUAUGCAUGUGAUUGUUGGGAUGCUGAAUGUAAAACAACUUAUGGUUGGGUUGAAUGUGUUGGUUGUGCUGAUCGUUCAUGUUAUGAUUUAACACAACAUUCAAAAUUUAGUGGUGAACGUCUUGUUGCUGAAAGACCAUUACCAGCAUCAAAAAAAAUUGAAGUUAGUGAAGUACAAGCACAUGCAAAUGUUAUUGGUAAAGCAUUUGGUAAAGAUACAAAUGCAAUAACACAACAUUUACAAAAAUUAUCUCAUGAUGAUGCACGAAUAUUACAUGAUAAACUUGAAAAAGGUGAUGAAAAAAUUACUAUUGAUGGUAAAGAAUUUAGUAUAGCAAGAAAAAUGUUUACAUUUCGAACAUUUGAAAAAACAGUACAAGUCGAAGAAUAUGUUCCAUCAGUUAUUGAACCAUCAUUUGGUAUCGGUCGUAUAUUGUAUGCUAUGUGGGAACAUAACUUUCGAAUUCGACCAGAAAGUGAACAACGAACAUAUUUUACAUUACCACCAUUAAUUGCACCAUAUAAAUGUGUUAUUUUACCAUUGAGUGGCAAUGAUGAAUUUAAACAAUUUGUUAAAGAUAUUUCUGCUCUUUUAACACAAGGUGGUAUUUCUCAUAAAGUUGAUACAAGUAGUGGUAGUAUUGGUCGACGUUAUUCACGUUCAGAUGAAAUAGCUAUACCAUUUGCAAUUACAAUUGAUUUUGAUACACUUCGACAACCAUAUACAGUCACAUUACGUGAACGUGAUACAUUUAAACAAAUUCGUGCUAAAAUUGAUGAAAUAACAAAUAUUCUUCAAGGUCUUUCAAGUGGUACAAUAACUUGGGGUGAAGUAUGUUCUCACUAUCCAGAAUUCGUUGAACAACAAACAACCCAUGCAUAA
Messenger RNA from Rotaria sordida, 4185 nucleotides. Lineage: Eukaryota; Metazoa; Rotifera; Eurotatoria; Philodinida; Philodinidae. The record is from the annotation of a GenBank genome assembly.